Molecule: messenger RNA, 808 nt
Organism: Pocillopora meandrina
Lineage: Eukaryota; Metazoa; Cnidaria; Anthozoa; Scleractinia; Pocilloporidae
Source: the annotation of a GenBank genome assembly
AUGUUAGGAUGGGUCAAUUUUGAAACACAAAGAAAAACCCACAAAUGUGUCUUAGUUUUUAAAUGUCUAAAUGACUUAGUUACUCCAUAUUUAUCGAGUUAUUUCAUUAGAAAUCACACUAUUCACACCUACGCAACAAGACGAAGGAAUGACAUCCACCUACCGCACCCAAAGUUAACGUUAGGGAAAAAUACAUUCAGAUUUUUGGGCACAGUUCUUUUUAAUGACUUACCCACACAAGUAAAAGAAGCCACGUUGCUUUUCAUUGUUAAGAACUCUCUUAGUUUUCUAUUGAUACAAUUCUUAGAAAUGAUUUCAUUGCCUUUUUUUUAAUUGUACUGAUCUAAAAAAGUUGUACUUCAUAGAUAUGUAAUUUCCUUUCUCUCAAAUUUUUUAAACUCCUUUGUACAUAAUUUUAAGGUAAUUUGUACAUUUUAAAAUUUUAAUCAUGUAGUCUUAAUUUUACACAGAGCCCCUUUUGAUACCAGCCUACGGCUGAUGGGGCCACCCUGCUCUCACUUUGCCAGAGCCAGAAGUUCCAACCUUUAGUGGCAGCCCUAUUGAGUAUUAGUCUUUUGUAGGAGAUUUCAAGAGCCUAAUCAAGAGCAAAAAAACCAGUAGCCCUGUUUGUCUGUAUUACUUAGUUCAAUAUGCCUCAGGCAAAGAGCGUAAGUUAAUGAGGAGUUGUCUAGCUAUGAAACUCAAGGAUGGAUAUCAAGAGGCGCACACUCUGCUUAAAGACAAAGUUAUCAUAUCCCUACUGUGUACGUUGAAAGGCUCACCAAUAGACCACCCAUCAAAGCCAUAG